Messenger RNA from Aspergillus terreus NIH2624, 1848 nucleotides. RefSeq names its product DEAD/DEAH box helicase. The transcript has 2 exons. Gene Ontology annotation, molecular function: nucleic acid binding; ATP binding. Lineage: Eukaryota; Fungi; Ascomycota; Eurotiomycetes; Eurotiales; Aspergillaceae. The coding region runs from base 1 to 1848 and encodes 615 amino acids. Gene Ontology annotation, cellular component: mitochondrion. The record is from RefSeq and is a predicted model, not a curated record.
AUGUUCGGCGCCCUUCGCCGAAACGCGGUCGCUCAUGCGGUGCGCUUUUCUUCUCGGUCUCUCCUGGGUAGAACAAUUCCUCAACGGCCACAAUGGUAUCGCGAAUCGUUAUCCGUGACUCUUCACGAGAUCCGGACAUAUCAUUCAUCGACUAUCAGCUUCUCGGCUGCUGCGCAAGCCCAGCAACAGACUGAAGACUGGGCGGAAACGCCGGUCCCGACCAGAUUUGCAGAGCUUGCCGACCAAGGACUGGUCCAUCCCAGGAUCAUUCGUACAAUCACCGCCGAGAAGAACAUCAAAACCAUGACUGAAGUUCAGAGCAUGACAAUCAAUGAGACAUUGUCUGGCCGUGAUGUACUGGCUCAGGCUAAAACUGGUACCGGAAAGACAAUCGCCUUCCUCCUCCCUGUCCUGCAGAACAUCUUGAAAGAUCAGUCUAUAAAGGCGCGCCCAUCCAGGAACAAUCGUCCUACCCCGUCUGAUAUCCGUGGCAUCAUCAUCUCACCAACUCGUGAACUGGCUGAACAGAUCGCCAAGGAGGCGCGGCAACUGGCGUACGGAACUGGAGUUGUAGUGCAGACGGCUGUCGGAGGAACGCGUAAGAGAGAGCACCUGAUGCAGAUGAAAAGGCAAGGAUGCCAUCUCUUGGUCGGCACCCCGGGACGCCUCAAGGAUCUGCUUUCCGAUCCGUAUAGCGGUGUUGCAGCUCCCAACUUGUCUUCAUUCGUCCUGGAUGAGGCCGAUCGCCUUCUGGAUGAUGGGUUUGCCCCCGAUAUUCAGGAGCUGCAGCGCAUGCUCCCGGACCCGAUGAAAGUGGACCGACAAACGCUCUUGUUCUCCGCCACAGUGCCGAGAGAGGUCAUGACCAUGGUUCGACGGACCAUGAAGCCCGAUUACAAGUUCAUCCGGACCGUCAAAGAAGACGAAGUGCCUACUCAUCUAGCUGUGCCCCAAAAGGCGGUCAUUCUCGAUGGUUACCAGAACGCGUUGCCCGCCAUCCUGGAGCUGGCCAAAACCUAUGCCGCUGAGCCGGCCAACAGAGGCCGCCCUUUCAAGGCGAUCGUCUACUUCAACUCGACUAAGCAAGUCCGGAUCGCCUUCGAAGUGUUCCUCGAGCUUCUCAAGGGUCGCGAUAGUCCCCUGAAAGCCCACGGCCUCGGCACGCGUAUUUACGAGCUGCACUCUCGUCUGUCCCAGGAUAAGAGGACUCGCACGUCCGAAUUCUUCCGGGAGAGUCGCAGUGCCAUUCUGUUUUCUUCCGAUGUGACUGCCCGCGGUAUGGAUUUCCCUGGGGUCACUCACGUGCUGCAAGUUGGACUUCCCCGUGACCGUCCGACCUACAUCCAUCGUCUGGGACGAACGGGACGUGCCAACCAGACCGGUGAGGGCUGGAUUUUCCUCCACAGGGGAGAGAUCCCUGUCUCCAGAACGAGAUUGUCUGAACUCCCCAUUGAGGUCGAUUCGUCGUUGUCGAUGGCUACUGCCAACAUGCGCGAGCCGCUCGACGCCGACGAACCGGAGGGAGAGAUCAUCACUCAGAUCAACAGCGCGAUGUCGAAGAUCCCCGACGACUCCAAGGCAGAGGCCUAUCUGUCGCAACUGACGGGCUCUAUCUCCGCGUUCGACAAGAAGAACGUCCUGGCUCAGGCUAUGAACGACCUCGCGGUUUACGGCUACGGGCUGCCAUCGCCCCCUGAGAUCCCGUACCCAAUUGCUCAGAAAUCUGGCCUUCUCCGAGUCCAGGGUCUCCAGCUCGACCGUCCUGUGAGCAAUGACCGCAGGCCUCGGCGCAGCCGGGACGAGAGACCCUACGGACGGCCUAGACGCCAGUCACGUUCCCGCUAUUGA